This is a messenger RNA of Apiotrichum porosum, 375 nucleotides long. RefSeq lists its product as uncharacterized. The transcript has 2 exons. NCBI's taxonomy places the organism in Eukaryota, Fungi, Basidiomycota, Tremellomycetes, Trichosporonales, Trichosporonaceae. The record is from RefSeq and is a predicted model, not a curated record. The coding region runs from base 1 to 375 and encodes 124 amino acids.
AUGUCGUCCGACAUCAACCCCCCUGUCUCCAACACGGGAUCCGCUCCUUCCCAGUCCAUCGCAGAGACUGCCGAGGAGAUCCGCAAGACCGAGCAAAGGGCCGACCGCGCCGCGCAACGCAUGUCCGCACUCAUCGAGCUCCUGGUGCAGCUUGUCCAGCUGGUCAAGACCAAGAAGACUCUUCAGGCGCAGCCCGGAGCUGAACCCCUCGGCCCCAAGCUUCAAGAGGCCGCCGACGAGGCUGCCGCCAUCGCCGCCGAGUUUGCCCACAUCGCGACCGCGCGCAAGGGAGUGUCCGCAGACAAGACUCAGCAGCUCGCCGACGGGAUCCUGCGUCUUUCGACCGACCUUGCCGAGCUUUCCGCUGGUUGGUGA